ACCUAAGGUCUAAAUGCAUAGAGUACAUAUGUCCAAAUGCAUAUAUGUCAUGGAUGGUGCCGAUGCAUUUGGACAUAUGAUGAUGCAUAUGUGAUGGAUACCCAUGAAUACAGUACAUACACCCACACUAUCCCCUGCAAGCAGCUGAACCGAAAGCAACCUCCCCACCCCGAGCAGAGCAGAGGCGUCCGCGCCACCAAACUUUAUAGCUUGGAGGUGCAGCUCCCUGCUCCACAGUCGUCCUCCGCUCCCCGCCCCCUACCAAAUUCGCCACCAAUCCUCUGCUCAUCUACCAUCUAACAUCUUUGGUUGCAGUUUGCCUCUCCUUCACUUCACCUCACCUCACUCGCCGCCAUCAUCGCCAUCGCCCAACAAAUCCAUCUUCUUUGCAGUUGCAGCAGCAGCGGCAGCAAAUAUAUCAGCCAGCCGCCGGCCGCCGGCCGCCGCCGCCAUAGUAGAUUAGAUUCAUCCCUCAGACGCAGAGGCCCCAGGGAAGGAGCAAGGAGCGAGGAGGAGCAAGCGCCGCCAUCGGCCAUCGCCAUGUCCAGCCCCAUGCACGUCCGCAAGGCCAUCCACUUCGCCUCGCUGCGCGCCAAGCUCGCGCAGCAGGGCAAGGCCGGCCUCGCGCUACGCCUGCUCCUCGCCGCCGCGCUCGCGGGCUUCCUCCUCGUCUUCGCCGCGCGCACCCUGCUGGUGUCCUCCCCUGCCGCCGCGACCUCGUCCUUGGCGGAGUGCGCCGCCAAGGGGACCGCGGCGGCGACGGCGGGGCUGCCGCUGGCGGUGAUGGAGGCGCUGGUGCACUACACGACGUCCAACGUGACGCCGCAGCAGACCGCCGACGAGAUCGGGGUCUCGCUGCGCGUGCUGCAGCGCCGGGCGCCCUGCAACUUCCUCGUCUUCGGGCUCGGCCACGACAGCCCGAUGUGGGCGGCGCUCAACCACGGCGGGCGGACGGUGUUCCUGGAGGAGGACGCGUCGUGGAUCGCCAGCGUCCGCGCCACGCACCCGUCCCUCGAGUCCUACCACGUGGCCUACGACACGGUGCUCACCGACGCCGACGCGCUCCUCCAGCUCCGCGACCACCCGGCCUGCGUCGCGCAGCCGGACCUCGCGUCCGCCGCCGACGCCUCCUGCCGCCUCGCGCUGAGGGGGCUGCCGCCGGUGUUCCACGAGCUGGAGUGGGACCUCAUCAUGGUGGACGCGCCCACGGGGUGGACGCCGGAGGCGCCCGGACGGAUGGGCGCCAUCUACACUGCCGGCAUGGCGGCGCGCGCGCGCAGGCCCGGGGAUGGACCCACCGACGUGUUCGUGCACGACGUCGACCGCCCCGUCGAGGACGCCUUCUCCAAGGCCUUCCUGUGUGAGGGGUACCUCGCCGAGCAGGUCGGCCGGAUCAGGCACUUCGUCAUCCCGUCACACCGCGAGAAGGACGGCACGCCAUUCUGCCCUUGAUAGAGAACUUUGUUUCUUGCAUUCAGAGCCAUCCAUCUAUCCAUCCUUUUUGCUUUGCUUUGGUCAGUUGCUGUGCUUUGCCUUGCCUUUACAUACAUAUAUAUAUAUAUAUAUACAAGAGACGAUAAAAUACUACAGCAUUGCAGCAGCCAUCAGGAUCAGGAGAGCUGGAGCUCCUUUGAUUCAUUCUUUUCUGUACUACCACUGUUACCAUUACUCCAGCUGCUCUUAGAGUCUAGAGUUUCUGUUGCCAAAAACCAAAAUGGUUCAUGAUAGAACAUUUGGGGUGACACCACAGCAUGAUAGAAUCUGGAGGCGGGUUUGCGCGUGCCGUCGGAUCAGGGAAUGGACGCGCCAGAUUCGGUGUAAUUCUUCUUCUUCUUAUUCUUCUUGCUCUGCUUUGGAUUGGAUCGAACGGUGCACAUUUGCCUGGUGGUGGCUCUUUGUUAUGUGAUGUGAGUGUAGCCAAACUAUUGUCAUUGCUGGAUGUGUUAUGAUAGAUGUUUCUUGCAGUUUUUUAUUC
Molecule: messenger RNA, 1975 nt
Organism: Sorghum bicolor (sorghum)
Lineage: Eukaryota; Viridiplantae; Streptophyta; Magnoliopsida; Poales; Poaceae
Product: glucuronoxylan 4-O-methyltransferase 1
Exons: 1
Coding region: 541-1452 (303 amino acids)
Biological process (GO): xylan biosynthetic process
Source: RefSeq, a predicted model, not a curated record